Helianthus annuus (common sunflower) is the source of this 2536-nucleotide messenger RNA. RefSeq names its product subtilisin-like protease SBT1.3. Gene Ontology annotation, molecular function: serine-type endopeptidase activity. The record is from RefSeq and is a predicted model, not a curated record. The coding region runs from base 51 to 2378 and encodes 775 amino acids. The transcript has a single exon. NCBI's taxonomy places the organism in Eukaryota, Viridiplantae, Streptophyta, Magnoliopsida, Asterales, Asteraceae. Gene Ontology annotation, biological process: proteolysis.
ACACUCAUCUCCUUCUUCACUUCCUCCAUCCCACUCCCACUUUCCAAACAAUGGAUACAGUUACAGUCAAAUGGUGGCUUUGUCUUUACCUAUCAACAUACCUCACACUCAGCCUUGUUGUUUCUUCAUCCAUAAACAGCAAGAAGACUUAUAUUGUCCAUGUAGACACCUCGGCUAUUCCGGCAUACUACACCGAUCAUUUCGACUGGUAUUCAUCGCUCGUUAAAUCAGUAGCAGUUUCAAUUAAUGAACAAGAGGAAGAAGAGCAGAGGCUUAUUUACACGUACCAAUCGGCUUUUCAUGGAAUGGCGGCACGGUUAACCGAAGAGGAAGCCGAGAGACUAGAGGGACAAAACGGUGUUGUGGGUGUACUUCCUGAGGUGAAAUAUGAGCUGCAUACGACAAGAAGUCCUAUGUUUCUAGGACUUGAGACACAGGAUGUUACGAGUGUCUGGUCUGAUAAGUUAACAGACCAUGAUGUCGUUGUCGGUGUGCUGGAUACUGGAAUCUGGCCGGAGAGUCCGAGCUUUAACGACACUGGAUUCACUACGGUCCCAGCCCACUGGAAAGGCGCGUGUGAAGUCGGUCGAGGUUUCCAAAAGCAUCAUUGUAAUAAGAAGAUAGUCGGUGCGAGAGCGUUUUACCGCGGGUAUGAAGCGGCUACCGGGAAGAUUAACGAGGAGAAAGAGUAUAAAUCUCCGAGAGAUCAAGACGGACACGGAACUCACACGGCAGCUACCGCAGCAGGUUCGCCCGUGCAUGGGGCGAAUCUGUUGGGAUACGCUUACGGUACGGCCCGUGGAAUGUCUCCUGGUGCGAGAAUUGCAGCGUAUAAAGUGUGUUGGGCCGGUGGUUGUUUUAGCUCGGAUAUUCUGUCUGCGGUUGAUAAGGCGGUGGCGGAUGGCGUGAAUGUGAUGUCGAUUUCUUUAGGUGGUGGAGUUUCGUCGUACAAUCGUGAUAGUUUGUCGAUCGCGGCUUUUGGAGCGAUGGAAAAAGGGAUUCUUAUAUCGUGCUCUGCGGGGAACGGUGGGCCCGACCCGAUUAGUUUGACGAAUGUUUCUCCGUGGAUUGUUACGGUCGGAGCAAGCACCAUGGACCGAGAUUUCCCGGGUUCGGUGAAGUUGGGCUCCGGGGCGACACUGAAAGGAGUUUCUCUUUAUAAAGGGAGAAGGAAUCUAUCGCCGAAUGUAAUGUAUCCUCUCGUUUAUACCGGAAGUAAUACGAGUAGCCCGGAUCCCGGAUCGCUUUGUUUGGAAGGGACAUUAGACCCACAUGUGGUUGCGGGGAAGAUCGUGAUAUGCGACCGUGGUAUAAGUCCACGGGUUCAGAAAGGUCAAGUGGUGAAAGAAGCAGGCGGUAUCGGCAUGAUUUUGUCGAACACCGCGGCUAACGGAGAGGAGCUUGUGGCGGACUGCCACCUUAUUCCGGCGGUAGCGGUCGGGGAAAAGGAGGGAAAGGCGAUCAAACAGUAUGCUAUUAGAGAUCCACACCCCACCGGGAAUCUUGCGUUUUACGGAACUAAACUCGGUAUUAAACCGUCUCCAGUGGUGGCCGCUUUUUCAUCUCGAGGACCUAAUUUUAUCUCCUUAGAGAUUCUGAAACCGGAUCUGGUGGCUCCAGGAGUUAACAUACUUGCGGCUUGGAGCGGGGACAUCGGUCCAUCGAGCCUCGAGGCGGAUAAACGCAGGGUUGGAUUCAAUAUCCUUUCGGGAACUUCAAUGUCGUGUCCUCAUGUGAGUGGAGUUGCCGCAUUACUCAAAGCACGGCAUCCCGAAUGGAGUCCCGCAGCUAUAAAAUCCGCUUUGAUGACGACAGCGUACAUCCACGACAAUACCUAUAAACCGCUACAAGACUCUUCCACUGGCGGUCCGUCCAGCCCGUAUGACCACGGUGCAGGUCACAUUAACCCCGUUAAAGCGAUUGACCCUGGUUUGAUUUACGAUAUUGGAGCACAGGAUUACUUUGACUUUUUGUGCACGCAGGGUUUGACGCGCACUCAGCUUGUGGUUUUCGCCAAAUUCUCCAAUAGAACCUGCCAGCAUUCGCUUUCCGGACCUAGCGAUUUGAACUACCCGGCUCUCUCAGCUGUGUUUCCCGAAGACAAAAGGGUUUCUACCGUGACGAUUCGCAGAACAGUCACUAAUGUCGGAUCUCCAACCUCGAAGUACCAUGUUGCGAUUUCACAGUUCAAAGGCGUGGACGUGAAAGUGGAACCGUCAGUCCUUAGUUUCACCAAGAAAUACCAGAAACUGUCGUACAAGGUUACGUUCACGACGAAGACUAGACAAACAGCACCGGAGUCUGGAGCGCUGAUAUGGAAAGAUGGUGUGCACAGAGUAAGAAGCCCGGUUGUAAUAACAUGGCUGUCACCGCUGUAAAACAAGAUUUUAGAGAAAACUAGAAUAAAAUAGCAGUUUUAAGUAUCGGAUUCGUUCUUAAAUCAUGUAAUCCUCUUUUUUUUUUUUUUGAUUUUGUAUCAACUGUUUGGCAACUAUAUUAUCCUAGUGUUUUAUCUUCACAAGAGAUUUAAAAAAAA